Molecule: messenger RNA, 850 nt
Organism: Neodiprion fabricii
Lineage: Eukaryota; Metazoa; Arthropoda; Insecta; Hymenoptera; Diprionidae
Exons: 3
Coding region: 27-818 (263 amino acids)
Source: RefSeq, a predicted model, not a curated record
UUAAAAAAUUUGGACAAAGAUUCAACAUGCAGAAUCUAUUGAUCCAAUUCAGCAGAAUUCCUCAGUCCGGAAAUGAACGCGCAGUAGAGAAGACGUACGAAAAUCGCGCUCCGCUAAAUUCGAGCACCAGAUCCUCCAUCUUCCGGGUACUGCGGUUCAAUUUCGACUUUCAGGACUGGCGCUCCGUAGUUCCUGGGCUCCAGGUAUUCUACCUGCUGAAUUUCGACUUCCAGGACGAGCGCUCCGUAGUCCCGGUGCCUCAGAUCCUUUACCUGGUGAGUCUCGAAUUUCAGAACGAGCGCUCCUUAGUUCCUGGGCUCCAGGUAUUCUACCUGGAGAAUUUCGACUUUCGGGACCGGCGUUCCGUAGUUUUUGGGCUCCAAGUCGUGUACCUGGUGAAUUUCGACUUUCAGGACUGGCGCUCCGUAGUUCCUGGGCUCCAGGUAUUCUACCUGCUGAAUUUCGACUUCCAGGACGAGCGCUCCGUAGUCCCGGCGCCUCAGAUCCUUUACCUGGUGAGUCUCGAAUUUCAGAACGAGCGCUCCUUAGUUCCUGGGCUCCAGGUAUUCUACCUGGAGAAUUUCGACUUUCAGGACUGGCACUCCGUAGUUCCUGGGCUCCAGGUAUUCUACCUGCUGAAUUUCGACUUCCAGGACCGGCGCUCCGUAGUUUUUGGGCUCCAGGUCGUGUACCUGGUAAAUUUCGUCUUUCAGAACUGGCGCUCCGUAGUUCUUGGGCUCCAGGUAUUCUACCUGCUGAAUUUCGACUUCCAGGACGAGCGUUCCGUAGUCCCGGCGCCUCAGAUCCUUUACCCGUGAGUUUCGAAUUUCAGGAUGAAUGCUCUUUAGUU